This is a messenger RNA of Callorhinus ursinus (northern fur seal), 8543 nucleotides long. The record is from RefSeq and is a predicted model, not a curated record. Lineage: Eukaryota; Metazoa; Chordata; Mammalia; Carnivora; Otariidae.
CCGCGCUCCGGGCCGGCCGCCGCCCGGAGCCGAUGGCAGAGGCAGGCAAACGCUCCGCGGAGCCCCCCGGCGGGCCCGCGGGGCAGGCAGCGGCCGAAGCCCCCGAGCCGCAGAAGCUCGCCCCGCCGCCGGCGACGGCCCCGCGCAAGCUGCCGGGGGACCCGAGCCCCCGCGGCCGCUCCCAGAGCGACCUAUCGUCGUGCUCCAGCAGGGGCCGCCCGCUCCGGGUCCACAUCUCUGGCUCAGUUGAUGGACUGGACAAAGCAUCUGUAGCAAAUUCAGAUGGCCCAACAGCAGGCUCCCAAACACCUCCCUUCAAGAGAAAGGGGAAACUCUCCACCAUCGGUAAAAUCUUUAAGCCUUGGAAAUGGAGGAAAAAGAAGACCAGUGACAAAUUUAGAGAAACCUCAGCAGUAUUAGAAAGGAAGAUAUCCACAAGACAAAGUAGAGAGGAGCUGAUAAGAAGGGGCGUUCUUAAGGAGUUGCCUGAUCAAGAUGGAGAUGUAACAGUUAACUUUGAAAAUUCAAACGGGCACAUGAUACCCAUCGGAGAGGAAUCUACCCGAGAGGAAAAUGUAGUAAAAUCUGAAGAAGGUAAUGGCUCUGUAGCUGAAAAGUCACCACCUCUGGAGGAAAAGGCAGAAGAUAAGAAAGCUGGCUCCUCUCAUUCAAAAAAAACAACUGGGUCCAAAGCAUCAGCUUCACCAUCUACUUCCUCCACCUCAUCUCGUCCCAAAGCUUCAAAGGAGACACUUUCUAGCAAAACAGGGACAGUGGGAAUCACAAAGGGCAAGAAAAAAACUGGCAAGCAGCCAACCUCUCGCCCGUCCUUGGAUGCAACCACUUCUGGCACAUCUGACCUUAAAGGAGAACCUUCUGAGACGAGGGUGGAGAGUCUCAAGCCUGAGCAGACUGUCCCUGGGACCGAUGAGCAGACCACGGGCAAAUCUAAGUCUGCGGUCCCUCAACCUCCUGUGGCUCCUCCACCUUCUCCCCCCGCCCCUCCUCUUCCUCAUGAGGAGCAGUGCGCUUUUGCCUCAGACACUCCUGUUGUCCUGGUCAGUGAUGGAGCUGACCUGCCUGUCCCUGCCUUAGACCCAAGUCAGCUUCUCUGGACCGAAGAGCCCACCAACAGAACCACUGUCCUCUCAGGCACUGGCUUAAGUGUUAGCAGAGAAAAUGCAGAAUGUUUUACGACCAAAGAUGAGCCGGGAAAGGUAGCACCUCAGCUACCGACUUCUGGGCUGACGGGAGAAUCUUCAGAAUCCUUCAGUGCCCCUGAGGACGAAGGCCAAAGGGAGGACCAGGCCAAUGACUCGGACUCUGAUGGGCCUGUCUUGUACACUGAUGAUGACGAUGAUGAAGAGGAGGAGGAGGAGGGCAGUGGAGAAAGUGCUUUGGCAAGUAAAAUACGACGAAGGGAUACUCUUGCUAUCAAACUUGGCAACAGACCAUCAAAGAAGGAACUAGAGGACAAAAACAUCUUGCAGCGCACAUCUGAAGAGGAGAGGCAGGAGAUCCGACAGCAAAUUGGAACCAAGCUCGUCAGGAGACUUAGCCAGAGGCCCACAACUGAAGAAUUAGAGCAAAGAAAUAUCCUAAAACAAAAGAAUGAAGAAGAAGAACAAGAAGCAAAAAUGGAACUUAAGCGCAGACUCAGCAGAAAGCUCAGCCUGAGACCCACAGUGGCGGAACUACAAGCUCGAAGGAUCCUGCGGUUUAACGAGUAUGUAGAAGUCACCGAUUCUCCCGACUACGAUCGCCGGGCAGACAAGCCCUGGGCCAGGUUAACACCUGCAGACAAGGCAGCAAUAAGGAAAGAACUAAAUGAAUUUAAAAGCACAGAAAUGGAAGUUCAUGAAGAGAGUCGACAGUUUACAAGGUUUCACCGUCCAUAACGAAGUGUGAGACUCUUUGGAAACACAGACUGAUCAUCUUUGGGGGAAGCCUCUCUUCCCGAAAACCUGAUAUUGCACUGGGAUUUGAGUGUGUGUGUUUCCGUUUAACUGGUGAAGGAAGUGUAUGGAAAGUGCUUCCCACCUGCACGGCCCAGAUGGGGCCAACAAGCAAAGGGAGGGGUGCAGUGACUCUGCUGUCCAGCAUGUGUAUUGAUGGUAAGCAACACCAUGGUCACACCAGUUAUUCUCCAUCAGGAGUUUUAAUCAAAGAAGAUGAGCAGAAGACAAUCGCUGGCUCCCUGUUACCAGAAAGCCAAAUUGUAGAGUGCAGGUUGAAGAGAAAUCCGGGCCUGGAGUUGCUGGGCACUGAAAGGGGUGGGGGUGGAAAAUCAGAAAAAAAAAAAAAAAUAUUUCAUUAUGUUAAUGAAGAAAAGAGAAAAUCAAAGCAUAAAUAUUUUUGAAGAAGGCUUUUGGUAGCUGAGAACUUACUAAGAUAUGGGAAUCUAAUCACCUAACAUGGAUUCCUUAAAGACCUGAUCCUAGAAGAAUAUUCUCGUUUCACGGUUAUGUUGGUGCAGUAUAGUACCAUUAUUUUAUGUUGUGCCAGUGAAUCCAAUUGCCAGAAAUACGUCUGAGUGUUUUCAUGCAUCUUUUUCUUAAAUGCAAGAGACUUUUAUUGACUCUUAACAAGCAUGCCUGCCCAAAUUUUGUUGCAUGUUUUAAGUAGCAUAGCUAUACACACUUUUUUUUAUACUCCUUAUCUAAUGUACCAAACUUCUGCAAGGAUAACAGGACUGGGAAUAAAGUCAGAUGAAUGUGAUCCUAUAAAUCUGUAGGAAGCUUUAGAAAAUAAAUCUUUUGGUCUUUCCCUAGCUUGAUUAUCUUCAGAGUUGAAGCAACCAUACUUGAUCUAAGGAAGAUAAUAUUGACAAUCACAAUACCUUUCUAAAAAAUCUGAGUCCAAAGUAAAAACUUAAGCAAAUGCAAGUGUUCUUCCAGCAGUUAGUUCUGAGUGGGCAUGGAAAGGACUACUUAUUUUCAGGGCUGCAUUAAGUUGGAUUGCUGCUAUUAAAAAAAUUAAGUACAUGGAUCAAAAACAUACCCGAAGGCUUAAAAGAACACAGAAAGUUUCUGCUAAGUUGCAAGUGAGGAGAACCUCAUUUUGUAUUUUAAGAGUCUUCAGAUUGCAUCCAUAAAUAUAGCAUUGACUUGCAAUGCAAAAGAAUCAGUGAGGUUAAAGUCAUGGAAGGUUUCUCUGUGAGCCUACAGUCAGUAUUGUUUACAUUAAGAAACCCUCAAUUGCCAUCUUGCGAUUUUCCGUGGAGUCGCAAGCAGAGCGUGGCUUCUGCUCACAAAUACAUACGAUCAGAUGUAAAUACUACCUUGCAUUCGAUUGUUCUUUCAUGAUUGUUUUGUGCUCCUUUUAUUAAAAACACGUGAGACCUAAAAUAACAAGACCUAGUACACUUUAUUUUAUUCACAGAGCUUGGGCUAGAAUUUUCUGAAAUGCUUCUGGUUCAUGAUAAGGAAGACUGUAAUUUGCGAUUUCAACCAAAAAAGCAAACAUUUAAUCUGGUGGAUAAGUUUGGAUCCUGUCAGUCAUGUAUAUUCUGUAGAACCACUAGAAAUGGGGUGAUUUUGCUUAAAAUUAAUAAGUUUUAGCCCCAAUUGGCCUGUUAGAAAAAGCCAGGACCAUUUUAUGUCUAAGAAAAGUAAGCAACAUUGUUGCACCUUUUGCUGCACUGGGCUACCUGCGUAAUAAACCCAGAUUCUGCACUGUUGUCAUUUCAUUACUAGUGUAAGAUGUACUUCUGCUUUUGAAAAAAAUGUUCUGCAUGUCCAAGUGUCUUUCUCUGUCUGAAAGGUUUUGUCCAUUUCAUAGUGUUCAAAUCCAACCAUGGACAUUAACUUUGUUCUCAUUUUUUUGCCGAAGCCUGCCUUUUCCUUAAAAUACUAUUAUGUUAUCGUUGUUGUGUCUUGGGAAAAAGUCCAAGGAAUGUAAUGUUAUUUUAACUUUCUAUACUUAAAAUCUUAAAAUGUCAUAAUUUUUAAUCACGAGGCCUCUAUAAAAUGGUAUAUGUAAGACAUUAUCACUGUUUUAGCAUUCAGGAUACAGGUCAUAGGAAGUCUCUACUUGGUUGAUAAAAGGAGCAGUUUUUUUCCCCACUCAUGGUGCAUGUGAUGCAGGUUUUUUUAUUCCCUACAAUGAGAUGCACCCAGUACAGAGAUCAGACUCCCGUCCUUCAAUAUACUGUUUUGCUUGUGUGAUAUAUCAGAUUUAUGAACUACCCACACUUUUUUCUUCAUACCGAUUGACACAUUUAGAGAAAAGUUUAAAAGUUAGAGCAAAAGCAAAAAGUCAAAAAUGUUACCACUGCUAGUCUACUACUUAGGAACUGAAACCACAUAUCAUUAGAAUGAUUCUUUAAAUAAAAAGCUGUGAAAAGAAUCGAAGGAUUGUGAGCUAACCUGUAUUUUUCAGAAUAAGGCUCUGUGUUCCUAGCUAAUUUUUUAAAGGUGGAAACACUGCAUAUUCACCCAGCAGCCCAUCCAGGUCUCUUGCCUGGCAUCCAUAACGAUGUGGACCACCCUCCAUCUAAUUAGGCCUCUGCCCAAUGCCAGCAUUUCUGCUAUCCAACCAAUAAGCUACAGUUCUAUGAGAAAAAUAAAUGUGUGUGUGAAUUGGGCUGUUGUAACACAACACCAGGCUUUUCCCUAUUUAAAGUGAGACAUUAGGCAGACAUAGAGGAAGUGAAUGAGUUUUCCUGAGUCCCCAAGAUAUGAUUAGGGUAGGAAACAAACCCAUAUCCAGGAAGAUCUCAGGCAGGAAGGAACCAGACAGACUGUAAAACACAAAGUGGCCAUUUCUGUCUUUUUUUGAAAUGGAGCAAAAGAACAUUAAGGUAGUAAGGAGACGCCAUGGGCUUUAUCAGCAUCUUUGUGGUCUGACGAAAUUAGUCCUCUAAUGAGCAUUAAUUAAGGCAACCCUGCCUGAUAAUUCCCUGUGUAUGUGAAAUGUCUUGCAUUUUUUAUGUUUGAUAUAAUUUACCUUUAUGUUAAUUCCUUAAAUUAUUUAAACUAAAUCUAUAAUAUUCAGAGAGCCAUUUGGGGUAUUGGAAUAGCUGUUUUAAGUGGAGGAAAAAGCAAACUCAUCUAUCUCUCGGAUUUACCCAGAAAAACAGACUUUCUUCUUUCAUUUUCAUGUCCUUUAUUGGCAUAAUGAUUGUAGUCACUUAUCUUUUUCUAAUGCUAGUAAAUAUGUUCUGCUAGAAAGUUUUGAAAUGUAAGUGAAAACCUAUUUAAGAUAGUAAAGGAAUUGACUACACCCUUCAAAAAUCAUCAGAUAUUGAAAAUGAGAGAUAAUUUCCUAAAACCCAUAAUUUGGGUUUCACAUCCCUACAAUAAUUCUGUGCUACAUUGGUACUUUGAAAAAAUCCAGUAGCUUACACUUAAAAGAGAAAAAAUUCUGCAUUAACACUGCAUAUCCUGAUAUGGACCACAUUUUAAGAUAUAACAGGCAUUGUAUUUAUAUUCAAUAGUCGUCAGACAGACACAGCUUUCAAAAAUGAUACUGUAUUCACAAGAGAAAAAGACAGUCUCGUCUACCACAUAGUAGCAUGUACACAUUUAAAGAGUAAAAUCUCUUUUCCUCCUUUUUGCUCAAAAAUUUCUUUAGUUUAUUAUUUUUUUAAGUGGUCCCAGCAGCACAUUAAACAGUGAGAGAAGUCUUCCUCAAAAUAGGUGAGAUGGAAGAUAUGCACAUUUAUGUCAUUUCAUCAGUACAGAAGCUGAAGCAUUCCUAAAUUCCAGUCAUAUUAUUAGCCCUAACCUUACUAGUGAAGGUAUAUAAUUUGAGACAAGAACUAAUUUCUUCACAUCAUUAGAGUAUGAUGUGAGCAGUAAGGUAUCACUAAGAUGUAAUUUAUUUACGGAGUUGUCCCUUGGCUUCUUGAAAUAGGUUAUGUUCCACUACUGAGCAUUUGCUGUCUUCUUAUUGACAAGAUAUGUCACAUUAUUUUGCUUGGCAAAGCAGAAUGAACUUUCUGGAACUGAAAUAUGUCCAAGAGGGGAAUGCAAUGGCAAAAGUCACCAUCACAUUAAUAGAACCAUCUUUCUGAGAGAAAGCUCAUCUUUAGGUAGUUCAAAUCCAAGUUUCAAAGAGCAGCAUGAGGAACUACUCUAAUUUGGCAGUGACCAAAGGGUGGUGGGGACAAGGGUAGAAUAUUCCCAAACCAGUUCUCAUUUUCACUUUCCCUUUAUUUUUGGUAUUAAUUAAGCUUAAGUUCUAUAUGAAAAUGGGAACCACCAUUAGCAUAUCUGGAAAACAUUGGAAGCAGAGUUCACAAGGUCAUUCCAAAUUAAGAAAUCCCACUACAUAUUCUGUAAGAUUUCUGGCAAAAUUAAAAUUAAAUAAAAUAUAAAAUGAAAUGAAAUGAAAUAAAAUAAAAAAGAAUCCUGUGGCUGUUAUUCUCACCAAAAGCCAACCUUAUAGGCAGGGGUCAUUUUUAGCCAUGCUAGGAUUUACUGCACCUAUGAGCACCGUGCUGUUGAUCAGUGUUUCGGGGGCCGGGCGGGGGGGGGGGGGAGCGGUGCUGUUGGCAUUUGGAGCUGGGCAAUUCUUUGUUUACAGAAAUGUUCCCUACAUUGCAAGCUGUUUUAUAUCCUAAGCCCAUGCUGACUAAAUUCCAGUAGCAUGCCCAGUCACUGUAAAAACACCAAAAGUCAGAAGCGCUCCCCCAUGUUCAAAGGCCCUCCUAAGGAGGUACCACCUCCCUUGCGUACCACUGUCUACCGCAAUUUGAGGACACACAGGGAAGAGUACCUCUUUCAAAACAUCAUCUGGACUGCCUUGCAUUACUUUGGGCCCUGAAUAGUUCCUUCCCCCUUUAUUUUUCAAGCCUUCUGCUUCAGUGAAGCUUUAAUUUGCCAGUUCUUCAGGCAGGAGGGUGCUGGGCAGCCUUGGCCGUUUCAAUUGGCAUAGUCACUUGGCUGGUCCAUGUAUGUACUUACAGGAGAAAUUUCAAAUGAAGCAAACUUUUUUUCCUCUGUUUUGGCCUCACAGUUUUACCUAAGAACUACACUGUUGGUCACCGUCUUUGUCAGUGUCUUAAGAAUUAUUGCAUGGCUUAAUCACAAAUACAGCUAACAAUCCACAUAAACAAAACUGGCGGUCCAUGAAAAUCACCGUUAGAUUUUCUCCUGGUAAGGUACAUCCCUUGAGGUUCAAAGCCAUCACCUGUUGAUCCUGUUAAAGAAGCAUUUAAUCCACAUGUAAGUGCUUGAAUUCUCUCUGUAACUGUAGUCAUGCAGUUCAAUUUUUCUAAAAUUUGUCAAUACUAAAUUAUGAAGGAAGUGUGGAUUAACUGGAUUGCAUGCCUAUUGUUCAUACUUCAUUGACUGUCAUACACAAAACAAGAUGAUUUUACCUAGUUGAAACAUUGUGGAACUACGCUAACGAUACAUAAACAUACUUUUUCUCAGUUGCUUUUUAUCACCAAAACUGAAUGGUGAAUAUGUCUUGAAAUGAUUUGGAUGAACUGUGGCUAAUAGAAUGGAAGAAUUUAGCCACUAUAAUUUUUCUAAAUAUUAAAAUUUCUAAAUAUCUUUUUCAAGACAGAGCAACUCAGAGUUGAUAAAAGAGGUUAUAUUGUGAAUUUUUAGAUGGUGCUUAAGAAUUCUUAUCUUGUUAAAUACCAGUAUUUUUUUUUCUUUUUAAGAAUAAAUUAAAGGGAGUAAAUGAGGCAGAAUGCCACUCCACCCUCAGGUCAAUUUCAUGGUAUAUUAAAAUGCCAAUAAUAUUUGUGCCACUUGCCAAUUUGGGGGACUCUUCCCAUACUGGAUGCUUUUGUUAUAGUUUGUAUCAUUACAUUGCUUAGAAAGCCUUCACAAAAAGAUGUCACCUUUGCAGUGCUAACUAGCAUUUGAAAACAAUCUGAAUAAAUCUAGGGUCAAACCACUUUCAUCACUUAAAAUAUAGGCACUAAUUUUUAUUUUUAUUUUUUUUUAGUAUUUCUUCUGUGGCUUAGAAAUGUGCCAAUGUGUUCAAAACAUUCUGCACCAGUUUCACCAGAUUUAAUACCUAGCAAAAACUCAAACUCGUCAUUUUUUUCUAUGUAAUAGUGAUUUUUAAAUCAAGAACUAUACACAUUCAUUUGUUAUUUUAGUCUUUGGUUAUAGUGAUUAAGAAUGGUAAGCUGUGAUCAUUAUCAGACUGACUGAAUGAUUCCUAAUUUCCAGUAAGUGAUCUAAUUCUACAUAUUACACAGGUACAGUAUCUGUGAGUGUAAAUAACUGGAACUGUACACUGAUUACCAUGACAGUUUCUCUUUUUUUGUUGUUGUUCUUGAUCUGUACUGUAUUAUAGUAUGUGGGUAUAAAAACCUACAAGUAUACACAGGUAUGUAUAUGUAUUCCACUAUUGUAACCUGAAAGACAGACUAUGUAUUAUCUUUUUUAUUCCUUACUGGUGUUUGUGUUAUUUAAAAAGCAAAAUUAUGCUCUAUUUAGUUGUAUAAUAUAGGAUACUUUGCUGUGCACAAUUCCAAGUGCCUUAGAACAUCGUUUAGCUUUCUUAAGUAUAUAUAAAUGCAUAUAUGUAUAAAAUUGGAAAAAGUUACCUCAAUAAAAUCAUUGGGAAAUCCCCAA